UCGCUCAGAGCUGAUUGACGCGCGUGAGCGCUUCGGGCACGCGCGCACGCAGACACGGGGACGAGCGCGCGGCGCACACUCCCUCCGUUCCCUCCUCCGCAGGACGGAAGUGGCUUCCUAUUUUUUUUACAGUCUCAUAAGAGCGGCUCGAGGAGCUGCAGCCCGAGCAACACGCGCCCGCGAGAGCGCACAACUAAUGUUUAUGUUAAUUCGCCGGAGAGUGGCCGACGGUAACAACAAGCGAGCAAAGGGCAUAUCUACGGUCCUCGGUCGUCGGGCCGAGGUUUUCCGGUGUUAGGUCAGCGUUUUUCCGCGCUCCCGGAGAGCGAAUCCUGCGCAUUCCUCCAUGCAGAGCGCCGGAGAGGCAGAGCGACCUACAGGCUGAACGGGCAACGAGCGCUGGAAGCGGCCUCGUCACAGGCUGGACCUGUAAAUCCACCCUGGGGGACUUGUUGAAGACGUCCCGUGCGGCGCCGUGGCUUCGCGUCAGCCUCCCUGCGUCCGCCCGCGGUGCCCCAACGACCCCGCGCACACCGUGACAGCGGCGCUUUGAUGCAUUAUUUACGGUAUUUCGGUCCGAGGCUCGCGCUGCGACUUGAACCGACCGAGCGCCGGCUGCGCCCGACGCCGCCCGAACGGGCGCCCAUGGUGGACUAGACCGAGGAGGCAGCGCGACGACGACACGGUGCCGAAUUGGAGAGCGGACGAACGAGCCGAACUCGGAAAGCCUUCGCUGCGCCCGCGGGUGCCGUUCGUAGCGCGGAGCUCCGCGGCCAUGCUGUCCGCUCGCGGCGAGAAGCCGACGCAGCGUCACCCCGGUUCGGGCUUUAUUUCGAGGGAGUCGACAAAGAAGCAUCGCUAGAAUAGCGCACCCGCGUGUUUGAAAUAAUAAUAAUAACUUGGAUUCCUCUCAACAAAACGCCUUGCGUAACUGAAUCAAUCCCCGGAGCCUCAGUGUUUUUCUUUUUCUUGCCUCGGGUUUUGGAGCAUCACGUCACAGUUUGAUUUCAGAGACGGGAGUCCGCUCGAACCAUUUCACUGUUGAACUGACUUUAAAGCUUGAUGAAUCUACCUCAAAAGUGUCCGCUGUUUUCUACAUAGCGCCGCGGACCGAUGCGGCCCCCAACGAAUACCUCGACCUCGUCGCCGCGCGUGUUGUAAGCUGAUCCCGUGUCUCGGUAGCGCCGCAGAUGGCUUCAUUUCCAGACUCGGACCUGCAGACGUGCCCGCUCUGCAAGGAGCUCUGCGGCUCCUCUGCGCCCAUCUCCUCCAGCUCGUCCACGUCCUCGUCCUCCUCGCACACCUCGUCCUCCUCCAGCCAGACGACCCGGAGGCUCCACGUGCUGCCGUGCCUCCACGCCUUCUGCAGGCACUGCCUCGAGGGCCAGCGCAGCCCCGGGGACCCGCUCAAGCUGCGCUGCCCCACCUGCGACCAAAAGGUCUCCAUCUCCGAGGCCGGGGUGGACUCCCUGCCCUCCUCCAACUUCCUCUUCAACAACCUGCUGGACGUGGUGGUGAGCUCCGAGGAGCAGCUCCACCCCAAGAACGGCCACCACCACCACCACCACCACCGGGGCGGUUUGGUCGGAGGCUCCUCCGGCUUCCAUCACUCGCACGCGGGGCUGCUGCAGCCGCAUCUGCUGGGCGAGCCCCAGUGCAGCUCCUGCGACGAGGAGAACCCGGCCACCUCCCACUGCCUGGACUGCCAGGAGUACCUGUGCGACAACUGCGUGCGCGCCCACCAGCGGGUGCGGCUGACCAAGGACCACUUCAUCGAGCGCCUCGGCGAGAACCUGCACCUGGGCAACGCCAACAGCAACCCCGGCCAGUCAGGUGUGUCGGUGUGCCUCGCCCAGUCCCUGCAGAGCAACUUCGCCCUGCUGUCGCUGUUCCAGGACCGCAUGAGCUUCUGUCAGCACCACGACAAUGAGAUGUUUCUGUUCUUCUGUGAAACCUGCUCGGUGCCUAUCUGCAGGGAAUGCAGCAUGGGCCAUCAUAUGGGCCACACCUUUGUUUACCUGCAAGAUGCUGUGCAGGACUGCAGGGCCAUCACCAUCCAGCUACUGGCGGAUGCACAGCAGGGGCGUCAAGCUGUGCAGCUGAGCAUGGAGAAAGUCCAGGCCAUGGCCGAGCAGGUGGAGAUCAAAGCGAAGGUGGUGCAGUCUGAAGUGAAGGCGCUUGUUCUCAGACACAAGAAAGCCUUGGAGGAGAGGGAAUGUGAGCUGCUAUGGAAGGUGGAGAAGAUCCGCCAGGUGAAGGCCAAGUCUCUCUACCUGCAGGUGGAGAAACUGCACCAAAGCCUGACCAAGUUGGACAGUACCAUCGCCGCCGUCAGCCAGGUCCUGGACGAGGGCCGCCACCUGGAUGUGCUACUGGCCAGGGAACGGAUGCUCACCCAGAUCCAUGAACUCAAAGCCUUGAGGAGUUUGCUGCAGCCACAAGAGGAUGACCGCUUCAUGUUCACUCCUCCAGACCAGGCUCUGUACAUAGCCGUCCAGUCCAUGGGCCUGAUCAGCAGUGGAGCCUUUGCCCCUGUCACUAAAGCCCACGGCGAGGGUCUUAAAAGUGCACUUCGUGGCAAACCAGCAUCGUUUACAGUGAUCGGCUACGACCAUGACGGUGAGCCGCGCCUCUCCGGUGGAGACGCGGUGUCUGCUAUCGUCAUGUCCAUCACAGAUGGAAACCUGUCUGCAGUGGAGGUAACGGACCACCAGAACGGUUCCUACACCAUCAGCUACCUCCCCAAAUACGAGGGGGAGCACCUAGUGUCCGUACUGGUCUGUAACCAGCACAUCCAGGGCAGCCCCUUCAAAGUAGUGGUGAAGUCAGGCCGGAGCUACAGCUCACUGGGCUCCCAGGUGUCGUCGUUCGGGUGCGAGGGCGAGGGAGACGGUCAGCUGUGUCGCCCCUGGGGUGUCAGUGUGGACAAGGAGGGAUACGUGGUGGUCGCUGAUCGGAGCAACAACCGCAUACAGAUAUUCAAGCCUUGUGGGGCCUUUCAUCAUAAGUUUGGCUCUCUGGGCUCUCGGCCCGGUCAGUUUGACCGUCCAGCGGGGGUGGCAUGCGACAGUCAGAGACGCAUUAUUGUGGCCGAUAAGGACAAUCACCGUGUGCAGGUGUUUACUUUCGAGGGCCAGUUCCUGCUGAAAUUUGGGGAGAAGGGUACCAAGAAUGGGCAGUUCAACUAUCCUUGGGAUGUGGCUGUCAACUCCGAAGGCAAGAUCCUUGUCUCAGACACCAGGAACCACCGUGUGCAGCUCUUCGCGCCUGACGGCUCUUUCCUCAACAAGUAUGGGUUUGAAGGGGCCCUUUGGAAACACUUUGACUCUCCCAGAGGUGUAGCCUUCAACCACGAAGACCACCUGGUGGUGACUGACUUCAACAACCACCGGCUCCUGGUCAUUAGACCCGACUGCCAGUCUGCCCGCUUCCUCGGGUCUGAGGGAACUGGAAACGGGCAAUUCCUCCGUCCGCAGGGCGUCGCCGUCAACCAGGAGAACCGCAUCAUCGUGGCGGACUCCCGCAACCAUCGAAUCCAAGUUUUUGAGCCCAAUGGAAACUUCUUAUGCAAAUUUGGUACACAGGGGAGCGGCUUUGGUCAGAUGGACCGCCCCUCCGGUGUAGCUGUGACGCCUGAUGGAGUCAUUGUGGUCGUUGACUUUGGAAAUAAUCGCAUCCUCAAGUUUUAAAGUUUGUUUGUGCAUUCUCAAUUCUUCAUUUGUCCUUCUGCAGAUUUUUGAAUGAAGGAAAUUGAUGAGAGGGAAUGAUAGAUCAAUAGACAUGAGGAGGAGAGUUCCAAGAGGAUCAGAGCUGAUGUUGAAAGAAGGGAAAUUUAAACUCUGGAUGAUAGUUAUUUCAUUGAAAAUCUGAUAUUCAUAUCAAGACUCUGAUAAUUAUGCGACCUCUACAAAUUGAUAAUCAAUAGAAAAAGAGACAUAGUUCCCUUCUGUCUCAGCCGCUCUUUCCCCCUAAUCUCCCCUUAUGUAUUCAUCUCAGGGAAUUUUUCACUUUUUUGAAAUCUUGUACCCUCUGCUCCACACCUACCUCAUUUAGCUCUUUAUGAAUGUACUCACAGUCAAUGAGCAGAGGUUUAAGUCCAAGAAGUUUUACAAAGAAGAAUGGUCUACCUCUAUACUUUAUUUAAGAAAGACAAAAAGGAAUAGACUUUUCAGUUUGCACAGGAUUAAUGGAAUUCUUGCUGUGCAUUUGGAGAUGCGAGUUAAAGUGAACCUUCUAAAUGUUGAGCUGAGAAGUGCUGAGUCAAUAAUCGCUGUAGGGGCUGCGUGAUUUAUUCACAUUAGAAGACUUUGUUUGGAAUUGAAACUAGGGUACAGUAAUGUCCUUUCAUAUAUUUAGGAUAUUUUUUUGUUUUGCAUUGACCCUAAUGUCUCCGUGGUUCUGUGGAGUUGUCUAUUUUGCCUAAGAGGAAAAAGUGAAGCAAUGCCAAAACUUGAUUGAAUCAAAAUGAGCUCAGGUCACUAUUGGACUGAUUUAAAACGAUCAGUGCCCCACAGGCUUUCCCUCAAGCUUCACUGGCUAAAGCUUCUUCAAGUAGAUUAAUUAAGUAAGACAUUUAAAAGACUCCCCGAAUGAUUUGGUCGUGCAUACGCCAUGCUGUCAUCGUCUCUUGUAACGUAUGCCUUGCUAAAAAAGAGACUAACUCUUUCAUUACUAUCUUCUGCAUGACUGACUGAAAUGCAAAGAUUAUUGUCAAUAGAUCAGCAUCUCCUUCACGUAGGAGGACUCACCAAAGGUUGUUGAUAAUUAAUCUUUGUGUUUAUUAGUGAUCCUAAUAUGGAGAGUAAUUGGAGUGAAUGAAUGAGCACAUUGAUGAGGCGUGCUGUGUAACAAAACCCUGAUGUGGCCACUGAGGGGACAUUGAUGUCAAACGAAACCCCUAAUUUUACAAUCCUUUGGAUUUUAUACUGUGGUUGAAAGCCACUCCCUUUAGUUCCUGGGGCCAGUUCGAUCAGAGGACACCUUUUCAUUGACGCUAGCAGACCACUCCUCUAAAGAUGGAGGGCCACAGACCAACUACUGGUGUAAACCAAAGUCUGAAUGAAUUUCUGCACAAAGGCCAAAUGGAGAUUUGGCAAUUACAGAAACUAAAAAUCUAAAUGAAUGAAAAAUUGCCCUUAAAAUAAUAUUUUUAAGACGCUGUUGGGAAGUUCACAUACUUCAGAGCACUGUCCGUGUUAGACUAACACAAACACUGAGUCCUUCCUGUGUGAUGCCUUUGUCAUUUGCCUGCAGAGACACCUGCACCAAAGAAAAGCUGUUUUCCCAUCGCAUUUAUUGCCUAUUACCCAUUAAAUAAUGGCUCGGUUCCAUCACUGCUAGAAGGACCAAAUGUUCAAGGUAGCAUCUCACAUUGGCUUCUGUAUUUGUAUUACAACUAUUAAGUAUUAACUCUUGUUGGACUUGGCAGGGUUGAGUCCCCUUGGCCCUUCUGCUCAGUCUGUGUCCCACUGAAAGUGCUAAGACAAUUCUGCUUCUGUUGGACACUUCCUCGGCCUGGAACAAAUCUAGGGACCCCAAAAAACAUAGCGAUUCCCUUUCACCUCUGAGGAGAGAGCUUGUCUACACAUAAUCAUUCUUGGGUUCAUUUUCUAUACCUCAACAAUCAUUUACCUCCUUUUUAAAAUACCUCAGCUCCUGAAUACCUCAAGUAUGUCACUUCUAGCUACUGUGCAUUUAAACUUUCAAAUACCUCAACUUGUUACUCUUUCUGAAUACCUCAUUUUGUUUUAUGUAAGCAUACCUCAUCAGAUAUUUAUAUCUUGCUAAUAUACCUCAUUCUUUGACUCUGUGUUACAGUGUAGUACAUGACUCAUAGCUCUAGGACCAAAGAUCACGGUACUGUUUCGUGUUGAAAUAAAAUUUGUAAUUGCAUUCAUCACUCCAUCUGGCAACCCUGAACAGGCUUCGGUUUGUAGAAUCUACUGUACAUUGCCUUUUAUCCCAAAAAUACCAAAUAUAUCAGACAGAAGCAUUGUGCCAAAAGGAUCUGUGAGAGCUCUGUGCCAAACAGGGGUGACAUUUGGACCACAUUGUUAUAGACGACAAAUGUCAUUGAACUAUUAUAUCCUAGAUACAAAUGUUUAGUCGGAGCACCUGAGAACAAAACCUCCUUCUCUGAUUGGAUGCACUUAAGAGGGCUGGGCCCGAUUGUACCUCAUGAUGAUGAUUGUCAUCAUCGUCAUCACAAUGACGAACAUGCAGAUUCUGCUUACAAGUCAUAAGUAGAAUGUAAUUAGUUUUUGUGCGCCAGGGCUGAGGGGAGUAGAAAAGGCCUCUUUUAAAGAGCUAAGAACAUCAUGUUUGCCUUUUAGCACACAAUAGUUACCUCUAAUCUCACCAUUCACCAACUGUUCAGUGUGGAGGAUGCAUGAUGUUUGUGUAGGACCUCAAGUCAAGUCUAAAACUGUGGUUUAAACCAAUACAACAGAGAAUUGCACCUAAUGGUGACAGCAGGACGCUUUAUUAUUUAAGUGGAGCUAUUCGCACAUUGAUUGCAAGCCAGUUAGAGUCCACGUACCCUGCUGCUCUGAACCUAACUUAUAGUGUCACCAAUAAGUUUUGUUUUUUUUCUUUCCUUGGGGCUUUUCAGUAUUACACCGUUUUGUUUUAAUUGAGAUUGCAGAAUUCUAUCUUUAAGAUCCUUAGGUCUUCACUCUUAAAGAGGAAAAAUGUAUUUUAAACCUUUUUUUUGUUUUUCAUUUUGUUGCAUGCUUUAAAAAAAGACCUUAUAAAUUGAUCUUCUCAGAUGGGCUAGGUAGCUGAUUGUGGGGAUGGUUUUACCAAAAUAUAUACCCAAAGACGUGUAUGUGUGUGUGUGUGCGUGCGUGUGUUAGGAUUGCAUUGGAUGGAGUUAGCCUUUGACAUUUGUGAUUGUAUUUCCUGUUCUCUAGAGGCUCUGCAGAGCACAAGUUCCUGUUCACACAGCCACGCCUCAAUUCCCGAGAAAUCCUCCGAUAAAUGCAGGAGGCUGGUGUGUCCGUGGGCCAUUAGUGCUUCAUGUCUCUACGCCCCUCUAAGUAUAUCUUAACAAUCUCUGUAACUUUGGAGGCUGCGAAAACCUCCCUUCUGAUUCCUCUUCCUGACAAUGAUUAGUCCGUGCGCCAGCCAUUUUGUUUUCAACCUUGCGAUGGGAGCAGCUUGGUUUUUCCAGCACAAUCAUUUGACCUCUUCAUCUUCGUAAGAGUCUUGGAAGUGUAGUGAUGUGUUUAAAACAAAAAACAAAGGCAAAGCUACAUCAGUUGACGUGCAAGGAUGUAGACCUCCCUUUUAUACAAUUGUAUACUCAAAACAAAACAAACUAAAAAAGUAAAAAAAAUGUAGAAAGGAAAAGAACUUACAAAACUCAGGUAGUCUCAGCAGCCGUGCCCUGCUGGUGUCUCAUUGUUCUCUUAGUGGUUGAUGUAGUGUUAUGACGUCUCAGUACUUCUCUAAUUAUUUUGUGUGUCCAUUUACAUAUAUGAAAACAAAAACGCAUAAUUUCUCAAAUUGCCUUUGACUAGAUUCCCCCUGAUUACUACUUUGUUUUUCUCUUCUCAAUUUUGCUUUGUUUUGUUAUUUUCCAACGAAGUACAAAUUCCUCACACCACUCGAUGCUCAUCGGCUCUUUUAGAAUGUAUUUUGUGAAGAAAAGGGUUCGAUGGCGUCUUGUUGACGCUCGCUUGCUACAAACCAGCCGCUGACGGGGUUCCGAGACACAGCGGAGCCGCUCGCUGUGAGGCGUUCCCUGCCAGCAAAAGCAAACGCAGUAUGUGGAACACGCAGCGGCCGACCGUGUCUAAUUUGACCGAAUCCACGCUCCUGUUCCCGUUGUGUCUCGUUCCCGUAGCGGGCGGUUUGUGUUUGCGCGCCGCAGUUGUGUCGUCUGAGCAGAAAUCCACUGAAUGUAUCCUCGCAGUCCAAGAUGCAGAGGGAGCCAGCGUGGCCAGCCGAGUUUAGCUGGGUGCUGCUGGCACUUCCUCAUUCAGGCCGCUGUGUGGGUGGGUGUGCGUCUGUGUGUGUGUCUGUGUGUUUGUUCGUUAAACAGUGUGUGUGUGUGUGUUUGCCAGCACACCUCUCCGCACUCAUGUCGUGCUGAGUGGAAAUGCAGAUGUUAGGUCUUCAGUCUAACUAAAUGAGGCAGAGGAGACUAAAAUAUAUUUGCCACCUGCUGCUCUCUCUGUGCUCUGUGGACUUUAAACAUUUCCUAUGCAGUUUCUUUUGUUUGUUUUUUGUUUACACUUAAAUAAAGUUUUAUUUCUUUGACUUCAAA
This is a messenger RNA of Betta splendens (Siamese fighting fish), 8269 nucleotides long. RefSeq names its product tripartite motif containing 71, E3 ubiquitin protein ligase (gene trim71). Lineage: Eukaryota; Metazoa; Chordata; Actinopteri; Anabantiformes; Osphronemidae. The record is from RefSeq and is a predicted model, not a curated record. Bases 1191 to 3689 code for a protein of 832 amino acids. The transcript is spliced from 7 exons. Gene Ontology annotation, biological process: proteasome-mediated ubiquitin-dependent protein catabolic process; protein polyubiquitination. Gene Ontology annotation, molecular function: ubiquitin protein ligase activity; protein binding; zinc ion binding.